AUGAGAAACCAACUUUGCAGCUCAUAUAUACUUUUGCUGUCUUUGAAAUGCAUGGUUUUUGCUGCUUGCAAAGGGAGAAUUCCAUCUCUGAACUUCUUUUGUGAGAUUAGUUUGAUCGAUGCAUACAGGGGAACAUUGUAUGAUUACAGAAAAGGAAAUACUUCCUCUGCAUGCCUAUCUGGCACUUUUAGCUCUAAAAUUGAGAAUGUUCAUGAAAAUGAGCAAUUAUCAGUCUUGGAUUUGCCUGAACUAGCAUUGGAUUGUAUUCUUGAGAAGCUUUUGCCUGCCGGGUUGUGUAGUAUGGCUGCUGUUUGUAGCUCAUUGAGGGAGAGAUGCAUCAGUGAUCACCUUUGGGAUAGACACAUGAAGCAUAAAUGGGGGAGGGUUUUAGGUUCUGCAGCUUCCCGCGAAUGGCAAUGGUUUAUUGCCUCUAGACGAAAUUCGAGUGUUUCUGCUGGGAAAAAAUCACAAGGCUUUAUGAAAUAUAUUUGGUAUGCAUGGCCUUUGACAUGGUUUGCAUCAAAAUUUGAUAAGUCUAAUAAUAAGGAUUCUGCUUCUCCUCUGGUUGAUACUGUUAUGUCCUGGUUUUUGGCUCUUGAAAGUGGCAAAUUCUGGUUCCCUGCCCAAGUUUACAACCGUGAGAUAUCCGCCCCAUGGGAGAAGGGCAGUGGCGAUAGGGAGUGGUAUUUAAUGGGAAAGGCUAAGGGCAGCACCAGUGGAUACUCCACCACAUGA
Molecule: messenger RNA, 735 nt
Organism: Chenopodium quinoa (quinoa)
Lineage: Eukaryota; Viridiplantae; Streptophyta; Magnoliopsida; Caryophyllales; Amaranthaceae
Product: F-box protein At2g32560-like
Exons: 5
Coding region: 1-735 (244 amino acids)
Molecular function (GO): protein binding
Source: RefSeq, a predicted model, not a curated record